Molecule: messenger RNA, 5243 nt
Organism: Aphidius gifuensis
Lineage: Eukaryota; Metazoa; Arthropoda; Insecta; Hymenoptera; Braconidae
Product: RNA helicase aquarius
Exons: 4
Coding region: 252-4625 (1457 amino acids)
Biological process (GO): mRNA splicing, via spliceosome
Cellular component (GO): catalytic step 2 spliceosome
Molecular function (GO): mRNA binding; helicase activity
Source: RefSeq, a predicted model, not a curated record
UUGCGUAAACUUCACUUUGUUGUUGCUCCAAUUAUUCCACCGGUGUGUUUGUUUAUUAAAAAAAAAAAUAAAUUAAUUUAUUUAUUGUUAUAAACAACAAUCAAUAAAUUUUUGAAAAAUGCUAAAGAUAAAAAUUGUAUUAAAUAGCUGUUAAUAAUUAUAAUUAAAAAUAUCAAACGUGGUCAUUAUUAUUAUUGGUUUUGUAGGUUAUUUGUUUUGUGAUUGUUUAUUAAUUAAUAAUAAUAAUAACAAUGAAUAAUCAAUCGCCAAUUAAAACAAAUAAUCCAGCUCCAACUGUAGAGCAAAUUAAUGCUGAUCGUAUAACCCAGCUUGCAAAUGAAUACUGGUCACCUCAAACAGCAAAUAAUCAUAAGCCAUUUGAUCCAUUGGUUAUUGGUAAUAUUUAUGUUGAAGAAAUAUCUUUAUCAAAAUUUUCAAUACGUCGUAUAAUGAUGCUUGAAUUUAGUCAAUAUCUUGAAAAUUAUCUUUGGCCAAAUUAUGAUGCUGAUAAAGCAACUCGUGAUCAUACAAUGUCAAUUGUUGUUAUGGUUAAUGAAAAAUUUCGUGAACGUGUACAAGUAUGGGAAGCAUUUGAAAAAAAUCCAUCACAAUUUUCUGGUUUUUUUAAACGUGUACUUGAAGCAUGUCUUGAAGAUAGUAUUAUUGAUUAUGAAUUACGUGAUCAAACAGCAUUAAUUGUAUUUUUAAAUCGUUGUUUUAAUUCAAUGGAAAUUCCAUUAAUACGUGAAGAAGCUAAAAGACUUGUAUCUCUAUUAAUGUGGACAUCAUUACAAGAAAAUCGUCGUGAGCUUGAAUUUAAAAAAAAUCAUUAUUUAAAGAAAAAAUUUAAAAUUCUUUUAAAAAAAGAUAAACCAGAUAUGAAACAACAAUUAAUGUGGGAAAGAAAAUUUUUACAUAAAUUAAUGAUUAAAUUUAUGACAAUAUUAGAAACAAUUGAAAUUCAAGGUCCAAUAAAUCCAGAUAAAAUACGUUAUUGUGAAAGAUUUUUAGAGCUUAUGAUUGAUCUUGAGGCACUUUUACCAACAAGAAGAUAUUUUAAUACAGUCAUGGAUGAUUGUCAUCUUGUUGUACGUUGUCAAUUAUCAAAUUUACUAAAACGUCCAGAAGGAAACUUAUUUGGCCAGCUUUUGGAAAUGCUGAAAUUUUAUGCUAGAUUUGAAAUUAAUGAAGACACUGGAAAUCCACUUACUGAUCAUGAUAUGACUGAAUAUCAUUAUGCUAAAAUAACAUCAUUACAGAAAGCUGUUUUUGUUAAAUUUCCUGAAUUACGAAACUUUGGUUUAGCUAAUGUUGCAAGUGUUGAUACACGUGAUACACUUACUAAACAUUUUGGUUCAUUAUCUGUUGAAAAAUUAAAAGCAAUUGCAAGUUAUUUAAGUCUUGUACCACCAGAUGAAAGAUUAGCUAUUGAAAAUUGGUAUAGACUUGAUUUAAAUUUUUUAUGUGAAUUAUUAGUAUCACGUCAUGAAAGACGUGCAUCACAACUUGAAGAAUUAAAUGAAAUGCCACUUUAUCCAACAGAGGAUAUAAUAUGGAAUGAAAGUAUUGUACCAACUGAAUAUUUUUCUGGUGAAGGUUGUUUAGCAUUACCAAAAUUAAAUUUACAAUUUUUAACAUUACAUGAUUAUUUAUUACGUAAUUUUAAUUUAUUUCGUUUGGAAUCAACAUAUGAAAUACGUCAAGAUAUUGAAGAUUCAGUAAGUCGUCUAAGUCCAUGGAAAGCUGAAGAUAAUGGUGUUUAUUUUGGUGGUUGGGCUAGAAUGGCACAGCCAAUAACACAAUUUGCUGUUGUUGAAGUUGCUAAACCAAAUAUUGGUGAAAAACGUCCAUCAAGAGUACGUGCUGAUGUAUCAAUAAAUUUAAAUGUCAGAAAAGAAAUUAAAAAUGAAUGGGAAAAUUUACGUAAACAUGAUGUAUGUUUUUUAAUAACAGUUAAACCGUUAAAUCCAAUUGGUACAAAAUACAGUCAUAAAUUACCAUUUGUAUCACAAGUUGGUUUAACAACAGUACGUGGUUGUGAAGUUGAAGGUAUGCUUGAUUCAAAUGGUAGAGUUAUUGAAGAUGGACCAGAACCAAGACCAACUCUACCUGGUGAUAAACGUACAUAUCGUGUAUGGCUUGAUUCAAAUCAAUAUCGUAUUGAUAUGGAUAAUGCAUCACAUGGUAAUGAUGAUGUUUAUGAAACAUUUAAUAUUAUUAUGAGAAGAAAACCAAAAGAAAAUAAUUUUAAAGCUGUACUUGAAACAAUUAGAGAAUUAAUGAAUACAGAAUGUGUUGUACCAGAUUGGUUACAUGAUAUUAUACUUGGUUAUGGUGAUCCAGGUUCAGCAAAAUAUACAAGAAUGGAUAAUGAAAUACCAAAAAUGGAUUUUAAUGAUACAUUUUUAAAUUUAGAACAUUUAAAACAAAGUUUUCCUGGUUAUACAUUAAAUAUUAUUAAUGAUAAUAAUGAUAAUAAUAAACCACCAUUUAAAUUAACAUUUGAAGAUGUUUAUCAUAAAAAUAAUAAUGAUAAUUAUGAAAAAAAAAAUAUAAUAACUGUUGAAUCACAUGUAUUACCAAGUAGAGGACCAUAUAAAUCAAAUAAAUUAAAAAAUAAUCAAAUACCAUUUACACCAACACAAGUUGAAGCAAUACGUUCUGGUAUGCAACCAGGUUUAACACUUGUUGUUGGUCCACCAGGUACUGGUAAAACAGAUGUUGCUGUACAAAUAAUAUCAAAUUUAUAUCAUAAUUUUCCAAAUCAAAGAACUCUCAUUGUAACACAUUCAAAUCAAGCACUUAAUCAAUUAUUUGAAAAAAUAAUGGCACUUGAUAUUGAUGAAAGACAUUUAUUACGUCUUGGUCAUGGUGAAGAAGCACUUGAAACUGAAAAAGAUUUUAGUCGUUAUGGUAGAGUUAAUUAUGUACUUGCUAAACGUUUAGAUUUAUUAAUGGAUGUACAACGUCUUAAAGAAUCAUUAAAUGUUAAAGGUGAUGUUGCAUAUACAUGUGAAACUGCUGGACAUUUUUUUAUUGAUCAAAUAAUAACACGUUGGGAUCAAUUUCAAAUAAAUAUUAAAGAAAAAUUAAAUGAAAAUGAUAGUAAUAAUAUUAUUAAUAUUAUUAAUAAUGAAUUUCCAUUUCAUAAAUUUUUUGAUAAUGCACCACAGCCAUUAUUUAAAUGUAAUAAUUAUAAUGAAGAUUAUGAAAUUGCUGAAAGUUGUUUUAGAUAUAUUGAACGUAUAUUUACACAACUUGAAGAAUUUCGUGCAUUUGAAUUAUUACGUUCUGGUUUAGAUAGAUCAAAAUAUUUAUUAGUUAAAGAAGCUAAAAUAAUUGCAAUGACAUGUACACAUGCUGCAUUAAAAAGACGUGAGCUAGUUGAUAUGGGUUUUAAAUAUGAUAAUAUAUUAAUGGAAGAAUCAGCUCAAAUAUUGGAAAUCGAAACAUUUAUACCAUUGUUAUUACAAAAUCCAGAAGAUAAUUAUAAUCGUUUAAAACGUUGGAUUAUGAUUGGUGAUCAUCAUCAAUUACCACCAGUUAUUAAAAAUAUGGCAUUUCAAAAAUAUUCAAAUAUGGAACAAUCAUUAUUUGCUAGAUUUGUUAGAUUAAAUGUACCAACUGUUGAUUUAGAUGGACAAGGACGUGCAAGACCAAGUAUUUGUAAUCUUUAUAAUUGGCGUUAUAAAAAAUUAGGUAAUUUACAUCAUGUUGAAGAUAGUCCAGAAUAUAAAAUAGCAAAUGCUGGAUUUUUAUAUGAUUUUCAAUUAAUUAAUGUUGAAGAUUUUAAUGGUGUUGGUGAGAGUGAACCAAGUGCAUAUUUUUAUCAAAAUUUAGCUGAAGCUGAAUAUUGUGUUGCUGUAUUUAUGUAUAUGAGAUUACUUGGUUAUCCAGCUGAUAAAAUAAGUAUACUUACAACUUAUAAUGGACAAAAACAUCUUAUACGUGAUGUUAUUAAUAUAAGAUGUGCUAAUAAUCCAUUAAUUGGUAGACCAAGUAAAGUAACAACUGUUGAUAAAUAUCAAGGUCAACAAAAUGAUUAUAUUUUAUUAUCACUUGUUAAAACAAGAGCUGUUGGUCAUUUGAGAGAUGUCAGACGUCUUGUUGUUGCAAUGUCACGUGCAAGACUUGGUCUUUAUGUAUUUGCUCGUGUAUCAUUAUUUAAAAAUUGUUUUGAAUUAACACCAGCAUUUAAUCAAUUAAUGAAAAGACCAUUAAAACUUCAAUUAUUACCACAUGAAUUAUAUCCAGCAAAAAGAUUAAAUCAUGAAGAAUCAACAACUCCAAUUAUGGAAAUACAAGAUAUGCCACAUGUUGCUAAAUUUGUUUAUGAUUUUUAUAUGACUAAAGUUAAUGCAGUUAAAAAAAUUGAUCAAGAUAAUGUUGUUGUUGAUGUUGAUGAUGGUAAUAAUAAAGUUUGGGCUGAACCAGGUGUUGCUAUUGAUACUACAAGUCAUCCAGAACAUCAUGUACCACUUCAUCCUGGUGCUGAUGAUGGUGAAUCAGAUGAUGAAGAGGAUAAUCAAACUAAUCUCAACAAACAACAAGAAAAUGGAGAUAAAAAAAAACAAGAAAUACAAGUUCCAAUUGAAAAUUUAAUUGAAAAUAUGGAACAAGACUAAGUAUAUACCUAUAUAUUUUUUCCUUUUUUUUUUUUUUUUUUAUUUCAAAACAAUCUAUAAUUUUUUUUUUCAAUUCAAUAAAAUAAAUAACGUUUGUACAAAAUUUAUUCUUUUAAAAUAUUUUUUUUUUUCAAUAAACGUUUUGUUGGAUCUUUUGGUUCAUGUGCUUUUCUUAUUUUUUUUUUUAAUGGAAUAUAUUCAUCAUUUUGAAUUUUUGUUGAUGAUGGUACAUAUGAUAAAUUAAAAUCAAUUUUAUUUGUUGCAAAAUUUGGCUCAUAUUCUUCAACAAUAAUUGAUGAAUUUGAAUUUUUUAAACUUGGUAUAUAUUUAAGUGUUGUUAAAUCUGUUGUUAAUUUACAUGGUUUUGAUGUUGGAAUGUAUUCAUCAUUUGUUGUAUCAAUAACAGAUUCAAAAUUAUUUUUUUUUCUUUUUUUCGAUGUUAAACUUGAUGAGUAUUUAUUUUUUGACCAUUUAAUUUCUGAUGUAGGAAUAUAUUCAUCUGGCUGUUCAGCUUUAUCAAUGACACUUUGAUUAAUGGAAUUUUUUGUUUUUUUAUUUAAUAAAAAAUCAGGUACAUAUUCAACACUGUCAAUUGCUGUUGUUGUUGUUCCAUUUAAU